AUGAGCUCAACAGGGGAGCCUGUGGCUGCUGGCCAAUCCCUUCGCUCCUCCAAGAGGCACAAGAGCAUGAGGAGGACCACCAGGAGGCUUUACUCGCACUACCAGAGCCAGCAAGCCAGCCACUCUGACGAAGAGGAUAAAGAGGACGAGAGGGUGGAGAGCAACGACCCGGAGGAAAUAUUCCAGAACAUUCAGCUCCAGAAGGAAAUCAUUGCCAACAUUCGCUCCAGACCCUGGCCCAUGAGACGCAAGCUCAAAGCUCUCAAGCAAGCAAAAGAGAUCGUUCUGAAGUACGAAGGCCGACUCACCAGGACCCGAGGCUACCAAGCAGCAGGAGCCAAUCUGCUGAAGAAACUGUCCCGCUUGCUGUAUAACAUUCUUGUUCUUUUUAUUCCGUGGGAGGUGAGAAUAAAGAAGAUAGAGAGUCAUUUUGGAUCAGGGGUAGCCUCCUACUUCAUCUUCCUAAGAUGGUUGUUUGGAAUCAACAUCGUCCUGACUAUUAUGACUGGAGCCUUUAUAGUUCUACCCGAACUCCUGGCUGGGGCGCCAUUUGGAACCACGCGGAGCAAGACUAUCCCCAAGGAGCACCUCGCCUCUGCCCAGGACCUGGACACCAUCUGGUCACUUGGGGGAUACCUUCAGUACUCUGUCCUCUUUUAUGGCUACUAUGGCAGCGCCAGGAAGAUUGGCAGUGCCGGCUACCGGCUGCCUCUUGCCUAUUUCCUUGUUGGAAUGGCUGUUUUUGCCUACAGCUUCAUCAUUCUGCUAAGAAAGAUGGCAAAGAACUCACGGCUCAGCCUGGCCAGUGCCUCCGAUGAGAACUAUACUUUCUGCUGGCGGGUCUUCUGUGCCUGGGACUACCUGAUCGGGAACCCAGAGGCAGCCGAGAGCAAAGGUGCUGCCAUAGUCAACAACAUCAGGGAGGCAAUCGUUGAAGAACAAGAGAAAAAGAAGGACACGAGCCUCGCUGUUCUGGUCAGUUUGAGGAUCCUUGCAAACAUCUUGGUCCUGCUGUCUCUGGCAGGUAGCAUUUACAUCAUCUACUUCGUGGUGGACCGCUCUCAGAGGCUGGAGCAGGAGAAAUCAGAACUGACCUUGUGGGAGAAGAAUGAGGUGAGCGUGGUGGUCUCCCUUAUCACCAUGAUUGCACCAUCUGCUUUCGAACUGGUAGCUCAGCUGGAGAUGUACCACCCCAGGACCAGCCUUCGAUUCCAGCUGGCCAGGGUUUUGGUAUUGUACCUGGGAAACCUAUACAGCUUGAUCAUUGCUCUGCUGGACAAGGUGAACAGCAUGAGUUCUGCUAUUCCUGUCAGCCCAGGUAACUGGUCCGACCCCACUGCCUUCCUGGCCACCAUCUCUCAACCAGAGGAGGAGAAUCUCUCCACCAUUGUGCCUGAGAUCUCAGAAAGGAGGAACUCAACCGUCAGCCUAACUCUGGAGGUCAACAGAACCACGAGCAUGACAUCUGCUGUCAUAAACCAGACUGCGCUAUAUGAGUACAACAUGAGAUCGCAACAAGAUCAAUGCUGGGAGACAUAUGUUGGCCAGGAAAUGUUAAAACUCUCUAUUAUUGAUAUGAUAUUCACGGUGGCGAGCAUCUUGCUGAUUGACUUCAUUCGUGGCCUCAUUGUGCGUUACUUGAGUGACUGCUGUUGCUGGGAUCUGGAGAGUAAGUUUCCAGAAUAUGGUGAAUUCAAGAUCGCUGAGAAUGUUCUCCACUUGAUAUACAACCAAGGAAUGAUAUGGAUGGGUGCCUUCUUCUCCCCGUGCCUGCCGGCCUUCAAUGUGCUCAAGCUCAUCGGCCUGAUGUACCUGCGCAGCUGGGCUGUUCUCACCUGCAACGUGCCGCACCAGCAGGUCUUCAGGGCCUCCAGAUCCAACAAUUUCUACCUGGCCAUGCUUUUGUUCAUGCUGUUCCUCUGUAUGCUUCCUACCAUCUUUGCAAUAGUAAGAUAUAGACCGUCGCAACAUUGUGGGCCGUUCAGUGGUCAGCAGAAGAUUUAUGACAUCAUCUCUGACACUAUUGCCAAUGACUUCCCAUUGUGGUUCAGCACCGUCAUGAGCUAUGUCACCAGCCCUGUUGUUGUACUUCCAGCUCUUCUCUUGCUGUUUAUGCUGAUCUAUUACCUUCAAGCAAUCGCAAGGUCAUUAAAAUUCACCAACAACCAGCUCAGAAUGCAGCUUCAGACUGAACGAACAGAGGACAAGAAGAAGGUUUUCCAAAUUGCCGCAGCCCGUCUCCAGACUCCCAAUGGCAACCAAAAGCAGGAGCAGGAGAGUGACAUCACCAGCCAGGAGUCCUCCCUCCGCUCCUCCUCUCCCAGGCGCAAUGGCACUGUCACCAACUUUGAGUCCCCGGUCAGGAGGGGUAACACCAUUCGCACAAUCACACAGUCUGCCUCUCGCACCAGCAUCAACAGACCCGCCAGCUCCACUCGUAGUCCUCCCAUCCCCAUGAUACAGAAGCAAAGGCUGGAACACAUUCCAGACAGGCAUCCAGGAUAUCUUGGUGGCGCUAGGGGAACCUCCAGAUCAAAGUCCUUCCACCAUGUGGCAUACAACCCCUCCAGUCGCUACACUGAGAACAUCCAUUCAGAUCCUCUGUUCAGGAAGACUCUUCGGCCCGUGCACCCAGAAGCCUUAGGGAUGGCUGGGGUCCAGAGCUUUGGUAGUCGCCGAUCCCACACUACACGCUAUGUGAUAGUAAAUGAGCACGAGGCUCGGAAGAAGCUGCUGCGCUCCUCCUCUAGAAUCCCUCGCCGCUACUGGCUAGAGGAGCCUGAUGACAUUGUGGAGCUCUACCCAAGGAACAUCAGGAGGUUUGGGAACCACACCUCCCACCGAUCACUCCAGCCUCAGCUCUCCGAGGAGCAAGAUGAGGACGACAUUAGGAUCCCGAAAAGAGGCUCCUUUAGCCAAGCCCACCGACCCCGAUCUCUGUCUGACCUGCACCAGCCUGCGCGCUUCUACAUUGGUGACAAGGCAGAUAAUCAGCUCUCUAUGGUGAAGGACCCCGUCAGAGGACUAUACGGGCUACACGGGGAGGAUGGCAAGAUGGGAUGGGAGAAUGAGGCAUCGCCGUCACGCGCCUACACAAAUAUUAAGAGCGCCGAAGUACUGAAGAGGAGAGGUGAGCUGCAGGUUAAGCCCAAAACAAAGCACAAAGUGGAGCCGCCUUUGACAGAGUCGGACUCGGCCUCUGUGGCAUCCAGCAGUGACCAGCAGAAUAGCAGCACUGACCAGUACAUACAGGUCAUCCACAGCAAGGAGAAAUACUUGAAGUCCAGUGGCAAGAUGACUAAAAAGAAGUCCAAAGCCAGUAUUGACUUAAAUGUGCCUGGAUCCAAUGAUCUGGUCUGCUCAAAUGUUUAA
This is a messenger RNA of Scleropages formosus (Asian bonytongue), 3372 nucleotides long. RefSeq names its product transmembrane channel like 3 (gene tmc3). The record is from RefSeq and is a predicted model, not a curated record. Gene Ontology annotation, molecular function: mechanosensitive monoatomic ion channel activity. Lineage: Eukaryota; Metazoa; Chordata; Actinopteri; Osteoglossiformes; Osteoglossidae. The transcript is spliced from 22 exons. Gene Ontology annotation, cellular component: plasma membrane. Bases 1 to 3372 code for a protein of 1123 amino acids.